This is a messenger RNA of Maniola jurtina (meadow brown), 4037 nucleotides long. RefSeq names its product puromycin-sensitive aminopeptidase (gene Psa). Bases 371 to 3244 code for a protein of 957 amino acids. The transcript is spliced from 12 exons. Gene Ontology annotation, cellular component: cytoplasm. Gene Ontology annotation, molecular function: metalloaminopeptidase activity; zinc ion binding; peptide binding. The record is from RefSeq and is a predicted model, not a curated record. Gene Ontology annotation, biological process: proteolysis; peptide catabolic process. Lineage: Eukaryota; Metazoa; Arthropoda; Insecta; Lepidoptera; Nymphalidae.
ACAUCAAUUUGUUUCGUGUAUGAACAGCAUUUUUGAUGCGAUGUAUCGUCACGAUCUUCUUGAUUGAUCGAAGCGAUGAAUCGUACCGUAUACCGUAAAGGGCCCCCUUAAACAAAAAGUCCUUUUGUAGUUUGUUUACGAAUUACGAGUAUAACGGGGAUAACCUAAAACAUAAAAAGUAUCCUAAUCCUACAAAUUAGAACCUACCUGCUAUUUAAAACUCUGAUUUAAAAUAUCGAUUUCGGAUUCCUAAUUUCUACUGACAAAAGUUGAAAGUUGAAACGCUAUUAAUUAUUCAUGUCCUCUAACUUUCACUGAUAACUUUUUAUGUGAUAAAACGUCAUUUACCUACUGAUAUUAUUCACGUCUCAUGACGCUGCAACUGCUACGUGCUGUGCAUAUUAAUUCAUUUGCAUUUCGUUUUCAAAAUUACAUUACUAGUCAUCGUAAUCUAAGUCGCCAUUACAAGUUAUUACGUAGCGAAUACCGUUACUCGGAGUGGGGGUUCGGACGCGCGAGGGGAAUUCGUAUCAACUUCAACGGUGCGGGCGCGGUAGGAGCGCGAGUUUACUCUGUCAGUCGGUCAUUACGGUAUUUUUCUGUGUUACGUCCCACAUUUACGAUCUUGAAAGAAAAAGUGACAAUGCCAGAAAACAAACCGUUCCAGCGUCUUCCGAAAAAUGUUGUGCCUAAACAUUACGAACUGCAAUUGGUUCCGAAUCUUGAAAAGUUUACAUUUACUGGAAACACCAGGGUGAAAGUAUCGAUCGCUAGUUCUACCAAAGAAAUAGUGCUCAAUAGUUUGGAUUUGGAACUAACGAGUGUGUUACUGGAAUAUGAAGAUGGUGGUUCAAUUACAACACUUAAUCCGGUGGAAGUACGAUUGGUGCCGACUGACGAAACUGCGAUCAUAACAUUCGAGAAGGCACUUCCUGAAGGCGACGCGACCCUCUACUGUGAAUUUACGGGUGAAAUCAAUGAUAAAAUGAAGGGGUUAUACCGCAGCAAGUAUUUAACCCCUGGAGGAGAGGAGCGGUACGCUGCUGUCACUCAGUUCGAGGCCACCGACGCUCGCCGAUGUUUUCCCUGCUGGGAUGAACCUGCUAUCAAAGCUACAUUCGAUAUCACGCUAGUAGUGCCAGCUGAUCGAGUCGCUCUGUCUAACAUGCCCGUGAAGCAGGAGAACAUUGUGGGUGACAAGAAAACCUUGCAGUUUGACACAACUCCCAUUAUGUCCACCUAUCUUGUAGCAGUUGUGGUUGGAGAGUAUGAUUAUGUUGAGAAGACAUCGCGCGAUGGAGUUCUUGUACGGGUUUAUACACCUGUAGGGAAAAGUAAACAAGGAUUAUUUGCAUUGGAAGUUGCAGCAAAAGUACUGCCGUACUAUAAGGAAUACUUUGACAUAGCUUAUCCAUUACCAAAAAUUGACUUGAUAGCUAUAGCAGAUUUUUCUGCUGGUGCUAUGGAGAACUGGGGACUUGUGACAUACAGAGAAACCUGUCUCUUAGUAGAUGAGGAGCACACGUCAGCUGUGAGACGACAGUGGAUUGCACUGGUGGUGGGGCAUGAGCUUGCACACCAGUGGUUUGGCAAUCUGGUCACUAUGGAAUGGUGGACUCAUCUCUGGUUAAAUGAGGGUUAUGCAUCCUUUGUUGAAUUCCUGUGUGUUAACCAUCUGUUCCCUGAGUAUGAUAUUUGGACACAGUUUGUAACUGAGACUUACAUCAGAGCAUUAGAGUUAGAUUGCUUAAAAAAUUCACAUCCCAUUGAGGUACCAGUGGGACACCCAUCUGAGAUUGAUGAAAUUUUUGAUGACAUCUCAUACAAUAAAGGUGCAUCCGUCAUACGCAUGUUGCAUAGAUACAUUGGUGAUGAUGAUUUCCGUAAAGGCAUGCACAUUUACUUAACAAGACAUCAGUAUAAAAACACCUUUACUGAGGAUUUAUGGGCUGCUUUAGAAGAAGCUUCAAAUAAACCAGUUGGAGCUGUGAUGUCAACAUGGACUAAACAAAUGGGAUUCCCAAUGGUCGAGGUCAGCUCUGAGCAAAAGGGUACAGAUCGUGUACUAAAAUUGACUCAGCAAAAAUUCUGUGCUGAUGGCAGCCAAGGCGACGAUAGAUUGUGGAUGGUCCCUAUUACUAUAUCUACACAAGAGCAACCCUCAAAGGUGGCGCUGUCUACAGUAUUGGAAAAGCGAUCGCAGGAAGUAGUGUUGGAAAAUGUUGCAGAAGAUUCAUGGGUUAAGCUUAACCCGGGCACUGUGGGGUACUACCGCACGAGGUACCCAGCGGCCAUGUUGGAGCAACUGGUGCGUGCCGUGCGCGACGGCUCGCUGCCGCCGCUCGACCGCCUCGGGCUGCUGGACGACUGCUUCGCGCUCGUGCAGGCUGGACACACGCACACCGCUGAUUCACUUAAACUAAUGGAAGCAUUUAGCAACGAAACGAACUUCACAGUUUGGUCAUCCAUAUCCAACUGCCUGUCCAAAUUGAGCGCUCUUUUCUCUCACACUGCUCUCGACAAACCACUUAAAAAUUACGGGCGAAAACUGUUCGCCAACAUUACCAAAAGAUUGGGAUGGGAUGCAGAAGAAAAGGAAAGUCACCUCGACACGCUACUCAGGAGCUUAGUCCUGAACAAAAUGAUCAGUUUCGAAGAUCCAGAAACUCUCAAAGAAGCCAAGAGUCGUUUCGAGAAGCACAUCUCGGGCGUGUGCACGCUACCGGCGGACCUGCGCUCGGCGUGCUACCGCGCCGUGCUGGCCGAGGCCGACGCCGAGGCCUUCCAGCGCUUCCUGCAGCUGUACCGCGCCGCCGACCUGCACGAGGAGAAGGACCGCAUCAGCCGCGCGCUCGGCGCCGUACGCGACCCCGCGCUGCUCAAGCAAGUGCUCGACUUCGCCAUCUCGGAUGAGGUUCGAUCGCAAGACACGGUGUUUGUCAUCGUCUCAGUGGCAGUGAGCAGAAACGGCCGCGACCUCGCGUGGGAGUUCUUCAAAGAUCACUGGCAGGAGUUCAUGGACCGCUAUCAGGGUGGAUUCCUGCUCGCUCGCCUCGUGAAAUCGACGACAGAGAACUUCGCGUCGGAAGCGUGCGCGCAGGAGAUCGAGGAGUUCUUCCGUACGCACCAUUCGCCGGGCACCGAGCGCUCCGUGCAGCAGGCGCUGGAGACCGUGCGCCUCAACGCGGCCUGGCUGCGCCGCGACCUCGCCUCCACCACCACGUACCUGCAAGCCUACCACUGAUGCCGCCGGACCAAAUAACGAAAGACUGAAAUUCAACGAAGACCGCUUUAUUUCAAUCUUUUAUGAUGUAUGGAAAGCUGACUUUAUUUAUUUUCUUUACACAUACCUACUUUGUAAAUGACUACAAGUAUUAUGUGUUAUUUCUUAUUAUAAAAUCAUUUUAAUACUAUAAGUAAUUAUCUUCUCAGGACAUCUCUGAUCCCACUGUAGGGAUAAAAUAUAUUAAUAGCAUUUUAUAAAAAUGGUACGUAAAAUAAUAACAUAAUAUAUUUCCUUGGUGUAGUUGUGAAAUAUCAUGUUUAUGACUUAUGAUGAAUAAUUGUUGAUGGUUAUUUUAUUUUUGCUGUUUAAAAUGUGAUGUAUAUUGAAAAGAAAAUGUUUCGCAAAUUACCAAACUAGAAGACUUGUUUCCUUUUCAAUUGGACUUAUAAAAAAAGCCAUACCAAAUAGGCCUGUUGUGUAAAUGUGUAAAAAUAUAUUAAUUUAUAUUAAGAUAUAUUUUUAGUCUCAUUGGUGCUCAGUGCAUUUCAAAGUUUUGUUUCUCAGAACUAUAAUAUUAUAUUAUACAUGUAGGACCUAACAUUAUAAUGCUAUAAAACUAUGUAUUAUAAAUAUAUCUUUACUGUUUCUUGAUGUAUCUUUUGUGUAAUAGUGUCACAUAAUAAUAGAAAGUUUAAAAUUGUGAUGUAUGAAUAAUAAUUUGAAGUUACCAUCGUUUAGUGACUCAUUUGUUGUCAUGGAUUUAUUUGUAAGACUGUGUUAUUUCAAUAAAUCGUACAAAAGUACCUGUAAA